Messenger RNA from Coccomyxa subellipsoidea C-169, 699 nucleotides. Its product is annotated as plastid acyl carrier protein. NCBI's taxonomy places the organism in Eukaryota, Viridiplantae, Chlorophyta, Trebouxiophyceae, Coccomyxaceae. The transcript is spliced from 3 exons. The coding region runs from base 62 to 448 and encodes 128 amino acids. Gene Ontology annotation, biological process: fatty acid biosynthetic process. The record is from RefSeq and is a predicted model, not a curated record. Gene Ontology annotation, molecular function: phosphopantetheine binding; acyl carrier activity.
AGACUCUACCAUACCGAUUGCAUCUAGUCUUGUAUUCACUUUCGAACUCAACGCUAGAACAAUGGCCCCCAUCCUCAUGUCGAAGCCCUGCGCUGCGCCCGUCAGGGUCGCCCUGCGUACACAGGCCCGUUCAAUGGCGGCACCUCUCGUCGCCCGCAUCAACAGGCAGACCCGUGGGGCUCGCUGCGUCACACGUGCUGCAGUUGACACCACACAGGUGUUGGAGGAUGUGCGUGCCAUCAUCUCAGAGCAGCUGGGCACUGACAUCAAGGAGGUCAAGUCGGACUCAAAGUUCGUGGACUUGGGAGCUGACUCGCUCGACACUGUGGAGAUCAUGAUGGCUCUGGAGGAGAAGUUUAACAUCCAGCUGGACGAGGAGGGCGCAGAGAAGAUCAGCACUGUCCAGGAGGCAGCAGACCUGAUCGCCACCCAGAUUGAGAGCGCAUGAGAGGAGUGACAGCAAUCACCGCAGGGGCCAGAGUUGCCAAUUGCAGCUCUCCAUCUGCUGAGUGCCCGUGCUAAUAUUAGCUGAGCGUUAUGUCCACAUGUACAAAUGAACUGCUGAGCCACGAAGAUGCCUGGAUAGGUGUGGGGAGACUGCCAACGAAAGCAGCGCAUUUUGUUGUAGCUUUUUCCGUUGACUUUGCUAGACGCGACUGUAAGCAUGUCACUGUCUCGAUUUGUAAAUGACCUACUACC